GGUUGCCUAGUAACGCUCCCUGACUACAAACCAACACGGAUGGUGGGACAGUUAACGUGUAGCAUUUCUGUUGACUUACCGGGUUAGUAGUCAUUCAAGAAACUCACAAAUGCCACAUUGAAGUUAACACCACAAGGUUUAACAUUUUGGCAUCUUUGUUGACUAGCUUCUCUCACACACCUGCACGGUUUUAAUGGGAUAGCGCCUACGUUGGCGUUAAAACCGGUUAAAACUGGCCGUGUGUGUAGUUUUACCGUAGCUUGCUAACGUUAGCGAAAAGACAUUAUUCAACGUAUAAGCUGGUUAACUUUCACCUGACAUGGAGCUGGAUAUUCGUCGCUGUCUGAAUAAGGCACAUGAGCAACGAGACUCUGACGCUGUGCGGGAAGCUUACCGUUUAAUCAAGGACGUGACAGCGGUUGGAGCCAACGCACACCCUCCACGCAUUGACCCAGAGCUGUACGUCGUUUGCGCAGAAGCAGCUUUACAGCUGGGUUGUUUGGAGAUAAGCACAGCGUGUCUAAAGAUGUACUUUGAAGGGAAUCCGCCGCCUGAUGAAUUUUUGUCUCGUGCUUACCUCUGCCAGGGCCAGCUGAAGUCUCCUCCAGUCACUGGGAGUGUGGAGAACUUUAAGGAGGCUGUGCAGUAUUUUUUGAAAGCACUUGACGUUUCAAAAUCAGAUCCAAGAUACUCCUUCUUGGCGUUCAAUGCCUCAGUGCUGUACUUCCAGACAGUGCGUCCUCUCCUGCAGCUGGGGCGGUGCUCCUACCUGGUCCCCUCCCUCAGGCAGGUGGUCCAAGGUCUGGAAGAGGUGGAAGACCAAGACCACAGCUGGAGGGCUGAACUCAUGAUGCACCUGAUGAAAUGUCUUGUGGAUUCUGGGGAAAUGGAGGAUGCUGCAAGUUUUGCCAAAGUUGCAGAAGGAUUCAUCAAGACACAUGUCGCACAUCUUUAUCCAAGACUCUUUACGAUACUGGUACAUCACAAGCUGAUGGAAGACGAUGUCCUCAUUGAAAAGAGCAGGCAGUGUGCUACCCUCUCAGUCAUUUAUAAAAUACAGGAAUUUAAAAACAGGUUGGAGGAAACUAGUAAGGAUGAGUUAACAAAAGAGGCGCUUGAGCAGAUUUUCCAUCUACUGGUGGAUUGUCCCAAAGUAUCCUCCACACCUGUGAACUCCAGCACUGAUGAGAGCCCGGCACCCAUCCAACCAGCUGACAGAGUUGCUUUCCUCCUGGAGUUGGCUCAGCUGGCCUUGCAAGUGAAGCAUCACAAAGAAGCUGCCAAAUGUUUGAAAGAGCUAAAGUCAGCGGAAGAGGCUAGUAUUGGCCAACGUAUUAUAAUGGAAUGUGUCAGCUGUGAAAUCAACCUGCUGAAGACAGAAACAAAGAUGAAUGCCUAUUCCAAAGCCAGCGUGGAGGCCCGGCUGAAGGAGAUAGGCAAGCUGGAUCAGUGGCUGCAGACUGCAGUGAGGGAGGGGGACCCUGAGGCCAUGCAGGCAGUGUGUGCUACCCAGUGGAGCGCCUGUCUGCUACUCUUGCAGCACAACCUCAGAAAACGUAUAAAGAGACCUCUGCUCAGCGUGGCCAAAGUACUGGAGGACAUGCAAAGUAUGUUGCUGGAGAUGCGCUGUCAAGUCCACUCAGAGCUAGCAGUGAUUGAAGAGGAGGAGGGGCACCUUGAGGCUGCUUUGACUCACCUCAAGAAAGCUGCGCUGCUGGAUAACGGGACACAACGAGAACGCCUGUCGUCAGCUCUCCGCCUCCUGCAGCUCAGAGGGACCCUCUACCAAACACCAUCACGGACUGAGGAUAAAGCCGAUAUGCUUAUGCAGCAGGUCAGGGACAUGCAGCCUCAAGACAAGACAGACAUUCGCCCCACCUUGGUCACUGUGGGUCGUCUCUUGGCCCCUGAUGAUUUCCAGAUCGUCCUGGAUGCAGACAACACCUCCAAAAGCAGUCUUGGAUCUGGACCAGAGGCUCAGCUCUCUGCUAAGACUCUCUCUACAUCUGAAUGGAAGAUGGAUGGAUACCUGGCCAGACAAGGAGAUGACACAGACCACACAGAGAGGGUAAAGUUGUGGGCAAGACUGGUGAAGACAGCCAGGAAACGGGAAGUUUGGGAUGUCUGCCGAGUAGCUUGUCGAUUCUGUUUGCUUUACGAUGACGGGAGAUGGAAGAUUUCCAAGACUGACAAAUGUAGAUGCUCGGAGGAAGAAAGUAGUGCAGAAUGUCUUCACAGCUGCACUGGAAGCCAAACCUGUGUAAGGGACUUGUUGCGGCUUUUAGCCGAAAUCUGCUUCAUCAGUGCUGAGGCCACCGUCCAAAAGCUGCUAACAGAGGGGCAACAGCUUAACAGCCCUGCUGUCCCUGCACUGGGGAGAAAGGAGCAUGUGUCUGAAGAGGAUCCACAUUGGAUUGUUUACAGAGAUUGGAUCCAGGCUCUAUCUUCCUACGCCACCUCCAACUUCUUGCGGGCAGCGGAGCUUGGAGCAGAGAUCAGCGAGCUGUGGGUGGUAACAAAUGCAGCCAUUUACCUGUGGAACUACAGUAGCCACUUAUUGGCAGCUGGGGAGUACAUACGCCUGCUUCCUAGCUUCCAGUAUCUCGUGGGGAUAAUCCGAAAGACAGAGUACAUUGGGAAUCGUGCUCUGCUUGUGCUAAUGUGCGAUGCUGUGGCCCAAGGACUGAUCCAGUCUCUGUGUGGACCAGAUAGCAUUGAGCCAACACCAUCAGGAGACAAGGGCAAAAACAGAGCUGAGAAGGGGAUGAAGGAGGAUGGAAAGCAGGAUGUCCACCACAAGGCACUUGAGCUGUGUGACUACGCCCUGCGCAUAUCCAACUGCAACAUCCCAGGGGAAACGGUCCCCAUCGUGGCAAGAAAACAGGUGGUGUCCACGUGGGUGCAGAUCAAGAGGCUUUUGCAACAGCAGAUUGGCUCAAAGAUGGAGAUGAAAGAUGAGUGUGAGAACGAGGAAGUGUUGGCGAUGACGCGUGUGCUGGUUGGAGUAGAGAUGCUCCAGUGCAAUAGGGACCCGAGGCAUAUGGAGUUUUCCGUUCCCAGUCUCUCCACACUGGUGAACAUGGCGUCUGAGUGCAGCUGGACUGACACUGUGGUGGAGAUGCAGGUGUGGUGCCAGCUGGCUGCCUUCUGCCACUAUGCAAAGGACCACAGCUUGGUGUUGUGCUGCACCAAAAGUGCUCUGCAGCUGGAAGAAGCAGCAGCAAAGAGCCUCAACACCAUGUCCUAUGCUUUCUAUGAACUGAAUGCUGUGAAUGAAAUGCUGAGCAGUGCUACUUGUCUAAGGGGUCUGAGUUUAGUCCAUGAGUCCAAUGGAGACCUUCACAGCUACAGAGAGGCUUUGAAGCUGCUUCUGUCCAGUGUCAGCUAUGCAGAGAAGGCUGAGAAUCCAGCGUUGUGUGUCUCAGCUGUCAGGCAUUACUGGAACACUUGUCUACCCCUGACACAGACUCCUGAGGAAAGAUGGCAGCUCCGAGAGCCUCUGGAGAAGAUCCUGGCUGCUCUGACUCAUACCAACACUAAACAUGCAAAUAAACCGGUCAAAGUGAAAGACUUGCUGACCUUGACAGCUCUGCCUCAUGGGAGCUCCAAACACGAAGCAACAAAUGAAGAGUGCCUAACCCUACGAGCAGCCAUUUACAGUUUGUUACACCACAUCCAAACUGACAAAGACGACUGGAAAAGUGCUCUGCAGCUCCUGGACCAUGCUAUUAGAGAUAUGCCUUGCACCAGACACCGACUACCUCUGUUGAAACAUCGAAUACUGGUAAAAGCACGACUGGGGGAAAGUGUACUGAUGGACAUGCAGGAGUUACAAGACCAAGGAGAGCAGUGCUGUUCAUUUAUGUGGCGCCGGGCGGCACUGUAUGCUGGCAAUAUAACCCAACAGCUCACCUACUACCAGAAAUCCAUCACCUCUCUGUUGAGUGAAGAGACUUGGUGGCAAGAAGUUGUCCUUCUGCUAGAGUUUGGAGAGUGGCUAUACACUAACAACUUCCCCAAAGCUGAUGCCCGGCAGCAGGUUCAGCAGGCUGUAGACAUCCUUCUACACACUGAAACUGAACAUGCAGAGAAAGCAGAGGACAAUUUAAAGGCUUUGAGCUCAGUGAAACGCGAGUCACUGGUUGGAGUCCACACAUUUUUAUUCACACAAAGUUGGACUUAUCUGAAGGAGGUGCGGCGCCUUGACAGCCUCAUACGAGCACACACUCUGCUCUCUGUCAUGGCAGACAGGAAUUCACCUGAGCACCAGCUUAACCUGCUCAAAGCCUACACAUUUGUACUUCAAAUAUGGCAGGUGUCCAUGACAGUGGGUUCUGAAAUAUCUAGUGAGAUGGCAAAGAGUCAGGCACCCCAGCCUCCUCCCUCCGCUGGAGCCAAAGAACGUAAAGACGAGGGCAAAGGGAAAAAAGUGAAAGAACCUCCACCAGAAGAGAGACCUAAACAUGUUGUUUUGGAUCCAUCACUUCCUUCCACACCAAAGGACUGGGCUCGCUUUGUCUGUCCUGACCAGGCCAGGCAGAUCUUCAGAACCAACAGUAACCCCCACUGUAUCAAUACACACAGCAUUACAAAGCAGAGCCUGUUUUAUCUCAACUUGCUGGAAAAAGAGCUUCACUCACUCUCACUCAAACACCUGACCCUGCCCAUAAUGUAUCUAGCCGAGACCAUUGCUCAUGACCUUUUGGAUAUGAGAAGCCUCUCAGAUCUCUACCGACUUAGAAUUGUGAGGACUUGUUGUCAGCUGGGCUUGGAGACACAUUCACCAUAUAACGAUCUGCUGAAUCUGAGUAAAAUUCCAGAACAAGAACAGAUGUGGUGCCGCAAAGCGAUUGCUUUGUCACAGGAGAAGAGAGGCCUUCACGAAGCGUACAAUCAGAAAGUCAAGGUGGAUGAAAAGGCUGGGUCAUGGCAACAGAGUAUGGAUGUGUGUGCUCAGGAUGCGUGGCUGGACAAAGCUGAGGUUUGCCUCAGCUUGGGGCUCUUUCAACCUGCCAGGCAGCUCCUGGCUGAGGCCCACUUGGUGAGUAAGGAAAUUGGGGACCAGAAAGCAGUGGCAAGAAGUUUGCUUGGUCUGGCCAUUCUGGCUUGUGAUGAGCAGAACUAUGCCCAGACUUUGAUCCUGCUGGAUAAAGCCCACGUCCUAGGUGGGGAUGAGGAGUUUUGGUACCAGCUCAUCCUCACCAAGGUCAGAGCUGUCCUAGGCCAGAGGGAUCACGAUGCCCACACCAAGGCUGAUCAGAUUUUGAAACAAGGCUGUGGAGCUUUGAAGCUGGUCAUGGAGCAGCAGGUGAACCGAGUUCCAGAACUCACAUUCUUGAUCACCUCGUUAGAGAUGAGAGGAGCCAUUGAAUGUACACGUUCCCUUGGUGGUGGUAAACCGGGGGAGACUCUCAGCACCGAGGCUGUCCACAGGCUAAAGGCUGCCUGUGAAUCACUGGGAGAAUGUGCCAGUGCUUUUACUCAACUCAGCUAUGGAGAACAUGCAUCAGAGGCACACGAGGAGCAAGCACACGGUCUGAGAAUCCUAGCCCACCAUUCGACUUAUACAGAGGACAAACAGCGUUUCCUGCUUGAUGGGCUCUCCCAAAUGCAGCUAGCUGUUACAGAGCAGGAACAUGUGGUGCAGAAUAUUCAAAAGCUGCUGCCCUCACAGGAGGAGAGUCACGGACUGUCACUGGCAGCCGUGUGGAGGCUGCUGUGUCUGCGACUGGCCCUGGCGGAAUUUUGUCUGACCGUGUUGGAGGAGCACUGUGCUGAGAAGAAACGCCAAGCUCUGGCCCGGGAGAGGAAGACCUCUGCUGAGAUAGCACUGGAGGAGUUUACACGCUGCACACCUGAACCCAACUCUAUAGAAGAGGAGUGGGUGAAUGUGGGCAGUACCUUGGGGGAUGUGGCUCUGGGCCAGUUGGCUACAGUCAGUUUGCACUCCCUGGACAACAUUGAAACCAGAGCUCGCUGCCUCAGUCUGAUGGGAAAGUACUUUAGACUGCUGGCUGCACAGGAGGACCCCAUUUAUCUGUGUGCUCUGUGGGACAGACACAAACAGAAGGGGGCCUGGUCUGACCCUAAAGCUGUUUCCAUGGAGGAUGAAGAGGAUUUAGAGAAAGACAGAGGAUCCAGUGGAAGAGAACCUAUCGUGACCUCCACUGAAAGUGCUGAGCUGCAGCAGCAGAGGAGGCGCAGAGCCCAGCAGCUGCUGGCACAGGCCAGUCAGACUCUGGCUGAAGCCAUCAGCCUGUGUCUCCAACACAAGCUGUCCUCCUCUAUUCUGGCUGAUGCCUCCAUCAACAUGCUGGAGUGUCACGGCCAGUCUGACCCUGCAGUGGCAGGUCAAUAUCUCGCCCUGUUUCAGAGCUCUUGCGCCGUUACUACGAUGGCUGAGGUUUUAAGUUGUGCCUGUGCUGGCACCAGCAUGUCCCAGCUGGCCUCUCUGUUCAGCCUACACAGGAAACUGCUCAUCUCUCGGGAGGAGAGGCCCAGCAGCAUGCUGAAGGGAGCUGUGGACUCCCUCAGUAGCUUCUUCAAGGCUUUCAGCAGCCUGACCAUCAAUCCCAGCCAUCUAAACAUCCUCACAGAGCUUCCACCCAACCUGAAGAUCAUGUUACUUCAGCACUCUGAAGAUGGGUCAGAACUUUAUGGAGCCUUCUAUGAGAUGACCAAAACAAAUCAAAAGGGAAAGACAACACAAGUUACAGGUACCUUGGCAUGCUCUAAGGUGGCCAAAGUUUCAGUCUGCCCACAGGCUCUGCUGGCACUGAGGGAGCUCACCCAAACCUUUGGCCAGGAGACCAGUUAUGCCCUCUACAAGGAUGCUGGUUGGCCCAAGGCUGAGGGCAGGCUGGAGGUCUUUGAGGAGCAUCAAAUUUUUGACCAUAAAACCUCUGCGGAAGAAAUGUUAGCAGCUCGCUUCAGAGAAAUAGUACAAGAUAUGGAGGACUAUCUGAACCCACUCCUCACGCAGUUUGACUUCUCUUGCUUGAGGCCCCAGGAUGCAUCACUGCCAGUCCCUGAGAUGACCAAAACCAAAGAUAAAGAUGAAAAAGGGAGCUCAGUGAAAGCACCGGCAGAACAAGGGGAGUAUGUGGUGUUGCUGGCAGACCAGAAGUUGCUGGAGUUGCCGCUAGAAGCCCUGUCCAUCCUGCAUGAAGAAGGCGUCUGUUCUGUGUCACGAGACUUCUCCCUCCAGCUCCUCCACAGUCGUCUGAACAGACAGGAACCAGAGAAAGUUGAAAGUGACAACAAAAAGGAGACCAAAGGUGGCAGAGGAACCAAGGGGAAGGGAGAUCAAAGCCAAGCCAUCAAAGCAGCGCCUGUGAAUCGUGUGUUGCCCUCUAACACCUUCCCAGUGGACACACACAACUUCAAAUAUAUUGUUGACCCUCACAAUGAAGGCAAGCUUGGUACAGAUGGGACCAGUCUGAGCGUAAGGAUGAAUGAAAUUCUGGAAACCCACAGCCAGCAUUCUACCAAACUGUGGGAAGGCUUCAUGGGCAGCAAGCAAACACCCAGCCUGUUCCAGAUGCAGCAGCUGCUGCUGUGCAGAUGCAGUGCCUUCAUUUACCUGGGGAUGGAGCCCUUCACAGCAAACAUUCCACCUGCUAAACUAGCGCCAAUGAAUCUGUCUGAGUGUCGCAUGGCUCUGCUCUUUGACCUGGUUCAGAACCACGCAAGUGUUCACCGCCAAUCAAACACUGAUGUGUACAAGAGUGCAGAACAGCUGGACUUGGAGAAACCUCUGAAGACUGCUAUGCUGUUGAGUAUGGGUGGUGUCGGCUGUGUCGUCCUCAAUCAGUGGCACAGUAGCUUUCACCAGAACACACACAAUAUGGCCAGUGUUCUAGACAAUCUACUGAGGGCCAGACACACCUCUGGCCAGGUCAUCCAUGCCCUGAGAAGAAAAGACAGUUUAGCGAUACCAAAUCAAAAGGUCACAGGAUCAGAACAAGCGCUCCUCGCUGACUCAAAGGAACAUGAUGUUCAGCACAAAACCACUCUCACGCCAUCAGCCUUCAACUGCAUUCUUUAUGGACUCCCUAACUUAAUUGUCACAUAAAAUACUGCAUAUAUCAGUAUUUCCAACUUCAAGUUCUGACUUCAUGAAAAUACUGAUAAAAUACUUGAUGUUUUUAAUAUUGUUCACAUUGUACACAGCAGAUGCACUCAACUCAUAUGAAAUGUAUUUCUGUUUGAAAAUGUAAAUUCAGAGAAUGCCUUUAUCAGACACUGCAGUUCAAGCUUAAUCCUUAAUAUUUAAUAAUAUUUGUUGGUGCUUUCACUAUGUUAAUUAGUAAAUCCCUACAUGGUAAAUACACCCCUUAAGAAAUAAAUGUUCCUACUGCAAGAACUGUGUGGCCCGAGGUUUGAAUUCUGCCCUAUUUAUCAUAAUUAAGAGGAACUGCAGCACAGAGGUUGCUGCUUGGUAUAGAAGUCACAGUCUAAUUUUAGA
Messenger RNA from Larimichthys crocea (large yellow croaker), 8467 nucleotides. It is a transcript of the gene cfap46, whose product is annotated as cilia and flagella associated protein 46. Gene Ontology annotation, biological process: axoneme assembly; cilium movement involved in cell motility. The transcript is spliced from 59 exons. Lineage: Eukaryota; Metazoa; Chordata; Actinopteri; Sciaenidae. Bases 320 to 8074 code for a protein of 2584 amino acids. Gene Ontology annotation, molecular function: protein binding. The record is from RefSeq and is a predicted model, not a curated record.